Messenger RNA from Columba livia (rock pigeon), 1856 nucleotides. RefSeq names its product Fas cell surface death receptor (gene FAS). The transcript has 9 exons. Gene Ontology annotation, cellular component: CD95 death-inducing signaling complex; membrane raft; external side of plasma membrane. Gene Ontology annotation, molecular function: protein binding; tumor necrosis factor receptor activity. Bases 35 to 1219 code for a protein of 394 amino acids. Gene Ontology annotation, biological process: extrinsic apoptotic signaling pathway in absence of ligand; regulation of stress-activated MAPK cascade; necroptotic signaling pathway. The record is from RefSeq and is a predicted model, not a curated record. NCBI's taxonomy places the organism in Eukaryota, Metazoa, Chordata, Aves, Columbiformes, Columbidae.
CCUCCCGGGGGCGGGCUUGGCCGUGUUUACCAACAUGGGAGGAGCCCGGCGUGGGCAGGCCGCAGGCUGCCGGUGGCGGGACGGGCCGCUUUCACUUCGCGGGACAGCGGUGGGCAGCGGCGGCAUGGCCCGGAGCCUCCUUCCCCUGCUCCUCGUAGUUAUCUUCAUAAUUGAAACACGAUGCAAAAACAAUACUGAAGCUCUAAUACACACAGCUUACAAUAAAUUAAUUACAAGGAGGAUCAUUGCUAAGAGGGAAACUAAGUGUAAACUAGAUGAAUACAUUUCAGGUGAUGAGUGUUGCAAGAAAUGUGAACGUGGUUUUGUUAAAAAUGUCAUCUGCCCAACAGAUACUACUGAACACUGUGUUCCAUGUACACAUGGAAAGGACUAUAUGGAUCAUGUCAAUGAUUUGGACAAGUGUUUGAGAUGCUCUUCAUGUGACAGCAUAUUUGGUUUGGCAGUUGCAAAGAACUGCACCCCGGAACGGAACACGGAAUGCACCUGUGCAAAGAAUCAUUUUUGCAAUUCUUCUGUACCAUGUAGGCACUGUGAUCCAUGUACCAUAUGUGAAAGUGGUGUAACUGAAAAAGAAUGUACUCCAACUUCAGACACUGUGUGCAGAACAGAAGGAGUGCCAGCGUGGGCCAUUGCUUUAAUAAUUUUGUCAGUACUAUUUGUACCAACUGCAGCAAUAUUGUGGUGGAAGAGAAAACAGAUGGGUUGUACUAGCAAGGAGAACCUGGGUGAAAUAAUCCCCAUAACAGGGGUUUCUUGUGACAAUGAACCUCUCAUAUACCCAGAUAUUGACCUGAGCAGCCAUGUUGCUGGUAUUGUGGAGCAGAUGACACUCACAGAUGUCAAGACAUUUGUUCGUCAUCACCAGAUACCAGAACCUGUCAUAGAUCAAACUCUUCGGGAUAAUUAUCCUGAUACAUUUGAACAGAAGAUUAAGUUGUUUCAAGUCUGGUAUCAAAGACAUGGGAUAAAAAGAGCCUACGGAACCCUAAUAAGCAGCCUGAGAGAGCUUAAGAUGUGCACUGUAGCUGAUCAAAUUGAGGAAAAAAUGAAGGCAGCCAUUUCCAGCUGUCAGGAAGGGGGACAGUCUUAUGGUGAUGACACUGAGCAAAGCAAAACCUGCAAUCCCAGAAGUACAAACUCUUACAAUGAUAGUGCUGACCUAAGUAAAAACAACUCUGGUAGUCUGGAAGAGACAUAGCACAGAAUCAUUUGAAAAUUACUUCAGUAUUUUUCUAGCAAUAUAAAUAACAAAGCUUUUAAAUACCCAUUUUCAUUGGCAGUUUGUUUCAAAGGAGUUAUAUGAACAUGGAAUACUUAGGAUUUUUGCAGCAGUAUCUUUCCUUUAAAAAAAAAAGUCUUAGCUUUUUUUUAGUUGUUAAGAAUUGGAAGGAGAUGUUUUAUGGCUUAUAUUCUACAAGGUAGCACAUAAAAGUCCAGCUUUAGGAUUCCCUACAAGAUGAAAAAAAACUAGUCAUUAUUUGAAGAAAAGCUUUAGUCUAAGUGUAUGGCCCUGCAUUACUUCAUCAAUAUUAUGUUUUGCUUACAUUAAAAUAGUGGGCUGUUGCAUUUUUCAAAAUGAAAACUCUGUUGUUAAGUGUCUACAACGUGUACCAAGAAGAAUACUUGAACAGAAAAAAAUGAUCAAUUUCUAGUACAGGUGUUGCUGUAUAAUUAAAUUCUACUCUGUUGUAAAUGAGAUUUCUCCCUUGUAUAGAAGCACCUGUGUGUAUACAGAGUUUUGUAUAUGUGUGUAUUUAUACAUGUGUGUUUAUAUGUGCAGGUUUUCUAUACAAAAGCUCCCAGAGCUAAAUAAAAAAUAUUUCCCUUGUUCUCUG